Spodoptera littoralis (African cotton leafworm) is the source of this 1047-nucleotide messenger RNA. Lineage: Eukaryota; Metazoa; Arthropoda; Insecta; Lepidoptera; Noctuidae. The record is from the annotation of a GenBank genome assembly.
AUGGCGAACUACAUAACGUUUGCUAUUUUAGUAGCUCUAAAGUUAGCUACAGCUUCGGAUGACGAUGACGACAAACUAUCACCAGUAGAUACUCAAGAAGAAGAAUGGCACAUGGAUUUUAUGCCUACUGGCUACCUGCCUGAUAGUGUUUACAGGGAACUCGCGUGGUACGGUAUCCUACAGAUUCAACCUCUCCACCAUAGCUCUAAGUACAAAGUAGCUGCGCAACUGAUAUGGCAGCAUACGUUGGGCCGACCACACGUCAUCAUGGAAAAUCCACCGCAGUCGACCCAAAGCCCAGGGAAAGUAAGUCGUCAGAUUUUGGCUGAAGAAGCAGCGAAAUGGUCCCGCGAACAGCGUGCGGCGCAGGAGGUUCUCAUGGAGAACAUUAAAAGUGGAGGCAACGGCCUCACAGUUAGAACUGUGGUCAGUAAAAAAGAAAAGUCUGUUUAUAUUAUACAAAAUGGAAACUACUACAAGUGUCCACCUAAUACGGAACCGGAUCUCCAAGCUUAUCGAGUACAAGCCAACAUGCAUGAACGAAGGUGCACGGGUGGGGAAGCGUCCAUUCCCAUUGCACUGGAUCCUUGCAUUGAAGCUGAAGUGGCCCCCAUUGAGUAUUCGUUCCAUGAAGGAUGGAUGUUCUGCCUCGGUAACGGCGAGAGAGAGAAUAACUACUUCCAAAAUGGAACGUUGGAUUGUGGAAAUAAGACUAAAAUUGCAGUGACCGAAUUUUUAGAAGAUUGUGCAAUUGAUAAUAACAUAGUCAUAACAUUUGACUAUUUCGGUGACGAACCGCGUAAGGAUAUGAUGCACAAUGCUACUUUAUGCACUACCUGGGAUCCUUGCCGAUUAUCUUACCUGUACCGACUUGAGCCACCUCCAGCAGAGAUGAUGCCCUCGUUCCCAACAACAACUGUUAAUCCUUGCGAAUCUACUGUUUGUCCGGAAUGUUUGGAAGAACAUAUUCCAGACCCUGGCGUCGAAAUAAUGCAAGAAGAUUUUCACUCUGGCGUUGAGAUCAUCCCUGAUGGCAGUAAGGAAUAA